Messenger RNA from Symbiodinium sp. CCMP2592, 2577 nucleotides. The record is from the annotation of a GenBank genome assembly. NCBI's taxonomy places the organism in Eukaryota, Dinophyceae, Suessiales, Symbiodiniaceae.
AUGUUGGGCAAUGGAGGCAACAUGUGCUAUGCCAACAGUGUUCUUCUAUCAUUGGCGCAUAUGUUCAGGGACCGACUGGAUUGUCUGGGCGCACCUCUGCGCUCUUUGCUCAGCAAACUUCUCAAGCCUCCCGGUGUUCGCCCGUCCUAUGUUACCAAAAUGAAGGAAUGGCGCACUCUUAUAUCGGGAUGGCAGCAACCUCAUCAGCAACAUGAUGUGGCGGAGUUUUUGAUGCAUCUUAUCCUGCAGUCCUAUGGGUUACCUGUUCUCAGCAAGUGGUACUCUGAAGGUCCCCUGGUUGAGGCCGCGCCUCGCAACGAUCAGGGCGAUGGCCUCAUUCUUCUUCCGACUUGCAACCCCGUCCAGCCGUUUGAUACAUUGCAACAAUGUGUGCAGGGAUGGCAUCAGCAACUCCAGAGUCAUUAUGUCCAGCCGGGCACUGAUUUUGUUCUCCUACAGCUUGAUCGCUUUGAGCAGCGUGGGACUUUCGUUCGCAAACGUCGGCACCCUCUAUUCCUGAAUUCAGGCACUCUUCUGCUGCCGACUGGUCCAGGGGAUUCGCAAUGGGAUGCUUACUUCAUUCAAGCUCUGAUUCUCCACGAGGGUGAUACGCCCGUGCGAGGACACUAUCGUGCUGCACUGGUGUCUCACACUGCAGGGGCUGUGCGAGUGUGUGAUGAUAACCGCGUGCCACGGCUGGCUGUUCCUGCGGACAAAAUCUUCGAGAAAGUGUACGUGCUGCUUCUUUCCAGGCUACUUCACAGCUUGGAAGUGGACUCAAUGGAUGGUGUAUUGUCAGGUGUGCCACUGCAGUGUGCUCUGCAUAUUGUGGACGUGGACCCACGCCCUUACAGCCUGCGCCUUGAUUUGCUGUGCGGCAACGUGCUGCCUUGUUCUUUGCCUUCGCUAUGGAGCCUCUCUGGUCACCGGCCUGCCCCGAAGAGCCAAUGCCUGGUGAUAGACGACCACCUCUACCGCGGCGCAGGCCAGUACGGCGGGAAGCUGACCCUGAGACGGACCGUCCUGCAUUGGGUCGUAUUCGGCCCCAAUGGUCUCCACUGCCGCGACGCAGACCUGGUGCACCUCUGGAUGCUGGCGCGUCUGCCGGAGGACUCCGGCCCUGAUGGUAUGCCCUCUGCCGCUAGAGUUUGCUUAUCAGCCGAUGGAAAUGACCGAGCUCCAGACAGGGCUGAUGCUAUUGACGGGGCUGGACGGGAUACCCGGGCUGUUUUGGACACCGCUGGUCAUGUACCUAUGACAACAGGUUCACAACGGGCAAUGGUGACUUCAACGGAUGGAGCAAAUGAUGUGCCGGUCACCUCUGCGGGACAACCGACCACUGUGGCUCAGGAACAUGCUGGAGGUCGCCAAACUUUGGCUCUUGCUGUUGAGACCAAGGGUGGCCAAAGGAAGCGCACCGACCGGAAACGUCGGAAAAGGUCGGCUCGGGCUGACUCCAGUGACUCACUGGCGAAUCCAGACCCCGAUCGUUACAUCCGCCUUUUGUCAGCGGAUGGUCGAUAUGGUCAACUUAUGGCACGGCGGGAUUCGGUCACCCCGACACGGGAGAAAGCAUCUCGCUCUCGAUCACUUUCGGCUACCAGACGGCGGAAUGAGGACCGACGCCGGAGUGCAGCCACAAGCAGUCGAAGUGGUGUGGCGGCCAACUCGCAAGAUGCCAAGGCUUCUACCACGACCGGAUCGGCCACUGCUACUUCGUCAACUACCGCUACAUCUGCUUUGACUACGGCUCAGGAAUUGCGGCUACAACAGGCACGUCGCGAGUUUCAGGGCAGAGCUGCUACGGUGGUGAGCAGACAACUGCUCAAGGUCGAGCAGGCGCCGGAUCUCGCCCCGGCCAUUGCGGCGUACGUAGAGCAGGUCAAGGACUGCAUUCGUCAGGAUGCGCUUUGCAUCCACGCGGUCAACUACUUGGCAAAGUUGCUCCAGCGUGCAACGAAGGAGCAGGUGCCACUCUCGGACAUGAGGGAACAUGUGUACCAAUUGAAUCGAGAGGAGGCUGCGCUUGGAUCAUUUCGUCUCUAUGAUCCGCCAAUCGUAGACGGCCGCCCUCCUGGGCGUCCUCCUGCUUCUGAUGCUACCGUGGCUACACCUGCCCAUGGCUCCCCUCCUGCUGCUGAGGUUCCUGCUGAUGCCAGUAUUGCAACUACACAAUCAGAACAAAUGGCCAAAAACGUGGCCUUCUUACAGCAGUUGCAGACCUCCGCCAAGAGUCGUCGGCAAGCAGUGGUACAAAGGGCCAAGACUUUGCAAGCCGCCGGUGUAGCGGCUGGCGAUGUUUCGGCGGCGGCUCAGGGGCCUACCUCCUCCUCGGCUAGUGUGCCAAAAGGCUCAAUUGGACGGGCUUUGGUGGCUCGGGAUACCAGUUUGGCCAGUGCAGAGCAAAAGCAAGCCUUUGGUGCAUAUCUACGAGGGACGAUGGCUCGCAGGGCCGAGGUCCGGGAGAGGAAUGCCAUGCGGGUUCACGACAAGGUGCCUUUGCCUGCAGCGCCAUCAGCGGUGCCUGAUACCGGAGCUCCUGACACAAGCUCCUCCUCGUCUAUGGAACUACGCUGA